CGAGCCGGAGCCGGAGCCGCGCGCGCCCCGCCCGCCCGCGCCGCCCUUCCUCCCUCCCUCCAUGGCGUUUAUCCGGAAGAAGCGGCGCGAGCAGCAGCUGCAGCUCUACUCCAAGGAGAGAUUUUCCUUGCUGCUGCUUAACUUGGAGGAGUACUACUUUGAACAGCAUACAGCUAAUCAUAUUCAGCACAAGGGCAGUCAGAAUGAAAGGAAAAUCAGAGGCUCCUUAAAAAUAUGUUCAAAAUCAGUUAUUUUUGAACCGGAUGCAACAUCCCAGCCCAUCAUUAAGAUUCCUUUGAGAGAUUGUAUAAAAAUAGGAAAACAUGGAGAAAAUGGAGCCAAUAGACACUUGGCAAAGGCGGUAUCCGGGGGGAUCUCACUCAUUUUCAGUCAGGUAUAUUUCAUUAAAGAACACAACAUUGUUGCACCAUAUAAAAUAGAAAGGGGCACAAUGGAAUAUGUCUUCGAGUUGGAUGUUUCAGGGAAGGUGGAAGGUGUCGUGGAGACAUUGCUUCAGCUUCACAGAGCAUCCUGUCUGGACAAACUUGGGGACCAAACUGCUAUGAUAACAGCCAUUUUGCAGUCCCGUUUGGCUAGGACAUCAUUUGACAAAAACAGAUUCCAAAGUGUUUCUGAAAAGCUGCACAUGGAAUGCAAAGCAGAAAUGGUGACACCUCUGGUGACGAAUCCUGGCCACGUGUGCAUCACUGACACCAACCUGUAUUUCCAGCCUCUCAAUGGGUACCCGAAACCCAUGGUCCAGAUAACACUCCACGACGUCCGCCGCAUUUACAAGAGGAGACAUGGUCUCAUGCCUCUGGGCUUGGAAGUGUUUUGCACAGAAGAUGAUCUGUGUUCCGACGUCUACCUGAAGUUCUAUGAACGUCAAGACCGAGAUGACCUCUAUUUUUACAUUGCUACAUACCUAGAGCACCACGUGGCGGAGCGCACGGCCGAGGGCUACACGCUGCAGUGGCAGCGCGGGCUUCUGUCCAACUACCAGUACCUGCUGCACCUCAACACGCUGGCCGACCGCAGCUGCAACGACCUCUCCCAGUACCCCGUGUUCCCCUGGGUCGUCGGCGACUACAGCAGCUCCGAGCUGGAUCUGUCAAAUCCAGGAACCUUCCGGGAUCUCAGUAAGCCAGUAGGGGCCCUCAACAAGGAACGUCUGGAGAGGCUGCUGUACCUGAAACUCGUUUCUUCAAGACUUAGGGGAAGUAUGUCUGGAGAGACCGAAGUUUCUGAGCGUACUCUCUCUCCCUCUGCCCGCUGCCUGCUGCCUUCCUUCCCCUGUGAACUUAGCGGCUCACCAUCUGCAUUUCUGCUUACAAUUCAGGAGACACGCUACCAGGAGAUGCCGGAGCCCAAGUUCAUGUACGGCAGCCACUACUCCUCCCCGGGCUACGUUCUGUUUUAUCUGGUCAGGAUUGCACCAGAGUAUAUGCUGUGUCUGCAGAACGGAAGAUUCGACAACGCAGACAGAAUGUUCAACAGUAUUGCAGAAACUUGGAAAAACUGUUUGGACGGUGCGACUGAUUUUAAAGAGCUGAUUCCGGAAUUCUAUGGUGAUGAUGUCAGCUUUUUAGUCAAUAGUCUGAAGCUGGAUUUGGGAAAGAGACAAGGAGGGCAGAUGGUUGAUGACGUAGAACUCCCCCCUUGGGCACGGAGUCCCGAGGACUUUCUCCAGAAGAGCAGAGACGCACUGGAAAGCGAUUACGUGUCAGAGCACCUUCACGAGUGGAUCGAUCUCGUGUUUGGCUACAAGCAGAAGGGCAGGGAUGCUGUUGGAGCCCACAAUGUGUUUCAUCCCCUGACCUACGAAGGAGGUGUCGACUUGAACAGCAUUGAGGACCCUGAUGAGAAGGUAGCCAUGCUCACCCAGAUCUUGGAGUUCGGGCAGACACCAAAGCAGCUCUUUGUGACACCGCAUCCUCGAAGGAUCACCCCAAAGUUUAAAAGCUUGGCCCAGCCCUCCAGUUACAAUGCUUCCACGGCAGAUACUCCAGUCUCUCCAGGUGAAGAGUCUUUUGAAGACCUGACCGAAGAAAGCAGAACGCUGGCCUGGAGUAACAUCACGCGACUGCAGCUCCACGAGCAGCACAAAAUCCACAAAGAGGCAGUCACUGGAAUAGCAGUCUCUCGCAGUGGGUCGUCUGUCUUUACAACCUCACAAGAUUCCACCUUGAAGAUGUUUUCCAAAGAAUCCAAGAUGCUACAAAGAAGUAUAUCAUUUUCAAAUAUGGCUUUAUCAUCGUGUUUACUUUUACCAGGAGAUGCCACUGUCGUAAGCUCUUCGUGGGAUAACAAUGUCUAUUUUUAUUCCAUUGCAUUUGGAAGACGCCAAGACACAUUAAUGGGACACGAUGAUGCUGUUAGUAAGAUCUGUUGGCAUGACAACAGGCUGUAUUCGGCGUCGUGGGACUCUACUGUGAAGGUGUGGUCCGGGGUUCCUGCAGAGAUGCCAGGCUCCAGGAGACACCAAUUUGACCUGCUGGCCGAGCUGGAGCACGAUGUCAGCGUCGAUACCAUCAGUUUAAGCGCUGCAAGCACACUGUUGGUUUCAGGCACCAAAGAAGGCACAGUGACUAUCUGGGACCUCACUGCAGCUACCGUAUUGCACCAGAUUCCAUGUCACUCAGGGACUGUAUGUGAUACUGCUUUCAGCCCAGACAGUCGCCACGUCCUCAGCGCAGGAGAAGACGGCUGUCUAAACGUCGUGGAUGUGCAGACAGGAAUGCUCAUCUCUUCUAUGACUUCGGAAGAGCCCCAGAGGUGCUUUCUCUGGGACGGAAAUUCGGUUUUAUCCGGGAGUCAGUCCGGUGAGCUGCUUGUCUGGGACCUUCUCGGGGGGAAGAUCAGGGAGAGAAUCCAGGGCCACACAGGUAAGCUGUCUGCCGUUGACCUGACUCCACCAAACCUGCUUUUCCCACCAGCAGACGAGCCCUUCUCAAGCAGAAAACUCCCCGUGUGUCCUCUGUGCCGUGGACGUUCCCCUCCAGAUCCUGGCUGGCCAGGCCACCUGCAGCUCUUGGUUUCAGAGACAGUCGACUCCAGAAUGGAAGUUUUUGACUUCCACAUGGAGAAUUAAAAGCCAAGUAAAAGCUGUAUGUGCAUUUAAUACAUGCACACGGUAGGAAGAAACAAUACGAAAGUAAUGGAAACGGUGCCAAAGUAAUGAGUCACAGUGGAAAUGAAGUCUUCCUCCCACAGACCCCCCCCCCCGCCACCGGGCCUCAUCCUGGGAAGAACUCUGCAGCUGGGUUUCUGGAGAUGUCUCACAUUAGUGAAGGAUGCGCUGCUGUGUGCGUCACCGUUCUGCCCGUUGGGUUUUCACUCUGCUUACAUUUGCACGUCUUCCUCUCCUCUCAAGCACUUGGAGGAUUUAUGGUUAAUUCGUGUAAUGGCUAUGGUUAUAAGUAUCUACUGACUGCCCACCUUCCCUCUCUUCCCUCUGUCACUGUUGUGUGUGGUUAUUUCUUCGUAACAUUAUACAUUGAAGUGACUUGUCUAUGCCUUUCUUCCCCAGCUCACAAGCUUUAAAUAACACUUUGACUCCUGAUAGAAAUGGAAGUAAACCAGCAAACUCACACCAAUUCCCUACUUCUCUCAUCUGCUGCCUGACUUUUGUCACAGGUGUAUAUAAUAUUUGUAUUCUGUUCUGCAAUUCCCAGUUGCUUUAGCUUUACAUUCAAAUAGUUUCUUAUUCCUCCCAAGUUCCUUGUACUGAGUAGUUAUUCUGAGUUCAUGCAGAUUGUAUUAUAGGACAAGACCACGUGGUACCUCCUGGUCAGCUCACCCCCUAACCACACGUCUCUUCUCGCAGGUGCCGUAACGUGUAUGUGGAUGAACGACCAGUGUAGCAGUGUCAUCACGGGAGGGGAAGACAGACAAAUUAUGUUCUGGAAAUUGCAGUAUUAAGUGCCUUUUCCUCGAAUAUUAUUGAACUCUAUGUAAUGCUUUUUUAAACCAAACUUUUAAACGACCUGGUGAACGUGCAAUUAUAGUAGUUAGAAGUCUUACCACAUGAGAAAUUUGUGGUUUUAAACUUUAUAAAUCAUGGUGACUUCACUGAAAGCCAUUAGUUGUCAUGCUCUAAGGCAGAUGGAGAUGUGGCAGUACUGGGGAGAAAAACAUUAACAUUUGUAAGGCAGGUGGUCAGCCCAGGAUGACGAUGGUCAGAAGACAAGUUUGGGUGGCAGAGAGCGUAGCUAAGAGAUACUAAACCAGCUGGGGAAACUUCCCAAAAGCACUGAACAAUUUAAGGACUUUCCAAGAAAAUGUGAGUAUUCUCUGCUGCCGAGUCACUCCGUUAUGUCUUCCUACUCGACACAAUUGCUGCCCGCUGGGUUUUGGGAUGUGUGUUUCCACAGAGUGCUUACUUUCUAUAACCGCCUGGCCCCAGGUUCUAAGAACCUGGGGAAGGAUUAGCAGUUCUGGGGAACGGUUUAUUUCAUUAUAGCUAUUAAAUGCCCAUCUUUUCUAUGACAUUAAAAAUAUUUUUCUGUAAUGAAA
Messenger RNA from Lagenorhynchus albirostris (white-beaked dolphin), 4515 nucleotides. It is a transcript of the gene NSMAF, whose product is annotated as neutral sphingomyelinase activation associated factor. Gene Ontology annotation, molecular function: protein binding. The record is from RefSeq and is a predicted model, not a curated record. The coding region runs from base 62 to 3091 and encodes 1009 amino acids. NCBI's taxonomy places the organism in Eukaryota, Metazoa, Chordata, Mammalia, Artiodactyla, Delphinidae. The transcript has 31 exons.